AUUUGCAGAAACGGGAAAAGACGAGCUCAAUUUGCAGUCGUUUGUUGCGUGUGUGCGCGCAUGUGUAUGUGUUGGAAUCUUGACCUGUGGCCCCUUUGUUUUCCUCCAUUCUUUUUCCGCCAUUAAAACUAUUUGACAUCUUAACACCCCUUUUUAGCCUUUUCUAGGGUUCCUUCACUUUUCCUCGCACCCCAUUUUUCUCUCCUUUUUCACGCCUCAGACUCUGCUUCACUAGUUUGACAUAUUGGUUACUAUUGAGGUUUCAAUUAUGGCUGACGGGGAGCUGGACAUUUCUACCCAAGAAAUGUUGUCAAGUUCGAAUUUUGGUGAAUUUAGUAGUUCAAUGGACAGUUUUUUCAAUGAGAUUCUCAAGGAUGCGCAUGCCUGUACUCAUGCCCACACUUGUAACCCGCCUGGUCCUGAUAACUCUCAUACUCACACUUGUUACCAUGUUCACACCAAAAUAGUUCCUACAACAGAUGACGAUAAGAACCCCAGUGAUGAUACUGCAGAGUCUGCAGAGAAUAAAGGAAAGAAACGCCCGGUGGGUAAUAAGGAAGCUGUUCGCAAGUAUCGUGAGAAAAAGAAGGCUCGGGCUGCUUCAUUAGAGGAUGAAGUUGUCAGAUUGAGGGCUAUAAACCAGCAACUCUUGAAGAGGCUGCAGGGUCAGGCUGUAUUGGAAGCGGAGGUUGCUAGGCUCAAGUGUUUGCUUGUGGAUAUACGUGGAAGGAUUGAAGGGGAAAUUGGAUCAUUUCCAUAUCAGAAGCCCAUGAAGAGUGGCAAUACAUAUCAGCACAUAGUUAAUCCUAACUUUCCUGGUGCAUAUGUGGUGAACUCUUGCAACCUACAAUGUGAUGAUCAGGUUUAUUGCCUCCACCCAGGCGCAGAAGGUAAAAACUCAGACGGCACUGUAUUAAAUGGACAAGGCUUCAACAACUGUGAAUUUGAGACUCUCCAAUGCUUGGGUAAUCAAACCUCUGGACUGGAGGAGGUUCCUGGAUGUGUUGUGGGUAAUAGCACACCUACUGACAACACUUCUGGUCGAAGCAAGAGAAAAGGAGGCGCGCGUACAACAAGUUGAUGAACAUCUUAGGAGAGCAUCAUUAUUCUUGAGAAUAAGUAUGUUUUGUUAUGUGCUCUCUACCGUGAAGAUUUCUCUACUUUGCUGAGUUCGACUUGAGAAUCUUCUUCUGGCUGUUGAGUUGGUGGUCUUGUAGGUGUUUGAGUGUCUGUUGUUUAUCAACAGUCAUGUAAAGCAGAAACAACCGAAUGGAUAUAGCUAGCAGAACUCAUGAAGAGGAUACCAAGGGGAUGCCAAGGGUUGUGGUUUUCUUUGAAGAUCUGGAAGCUUUAUUCCUCACUGUUGUAUUUAUUCAUUCUUUGAUCUUUGAUGAAUGUCGCCUCUUGCCGAUGGAUGUCUAAAUUGAUGGUUAUCGUUCUUAGUUUAUGUGAAUUUGAAAUAGAUGAUGGUCUUUUUAUGCUCGUGAUUCUCUGCUAUAAAGAGUGGAAAAUUGAAACACUAGACAAAUUAUUGAAGUACAUUUGCUUGGUUUCUCA
Solanum lycopersicum (tomato) is the source of this 1557-nucleotide messenger RNA. RefSeq names its product basic leucine zipper 23. Gene Ontology annotation, biological process: DNA-templated transcription; regulation of transcription by RNA polymerase II. The record is from RefSeq and is a predicted model, not a curated record. Lineage: Eukaryota; Viridiplantae; Streptophyta; Magnoliopsida; Solanales; Solanaceae. Gene Ontology annotation, molecular function: DNA-binding transcription factor activity, RNA polymerase II-specific; RNA polymerase II cis-regulatory region sequence-specific DNA binding.